UUAAAUUUUUUAUUGAAUUUUUCUCUUUCUUUAAGGUCCCCACAUUUUACAGAGAAUGAAUGGCUGUGAGUGGGAUGAUGAGACUGGAGAAGUUACAGGAUUUAAUCAGCAUGGUUUUAAUGGUGAAGACUUCUUAGCCCUGGACUUGAAGACACUGACAUGGACUGCUCCAAAAUCACAAGCUGUGCUCACAAAACUCAUAUGGGAUGCUGACAAAGCUAGAUUAAAACGUCUUAAAUACUCUUGCAUGCACGAAUGUCCUGAGUUGUUGAAAAAUUAUAUUCGUGAUGGAAAGAGCUUUCUGCAGAGGACAGAAAGCCCCUCCAUAUCUCUGCUCCAGAGACCCCCCUCUUCUGUGGUCAGCUGCCCCUCUACAGGUUUCUUCCCUGGCAGAGCUGAAAUGUUCUGGACUAAAGACGGAGAAGAAAUUCACGAGGAUGUUGAGAAAGGAGAGAUCCUCCUCAACAAUGAUGGGACCUUCCAGAUGAGUGUUGAACUCAAUGUUUCAUCAGUCCCACCUGAUGGCUGGAGGAGAUACGACUGUGUGUUUCAGCUUUCUGGUGUUGGAGACGACAUAAAAAUCACUCUGGAUAAAUCUCUCAUCCGUACAAACUGGGCUUAUCCUCCAGAGUUUCCAGUUGCUCCUGUUUCAGGAAUUGUAGGAGGAGUUCUUCUUCUGGGAAUUGCUGUAAUUGUCCUCUGGAUGAAGAAACGCACUGGUUUCCAGCCUGUUGAUGGUAACUAUUCACCAUUUAAGUAU
Poecilia latipinna (sailfin molly) is the source of this 760-nucleotide messenger RNA. RefSeq names its product HLA class I histocompatibility antigen, alpha chain F-like. The record is from RefSeq and is a predicted model, not a curated record. The transcript is spliced from 4 exons. Gene Ontology annotation, biological process: immune response. Gene Ontology annotation, cellular component: external side of plasma membrane. Lineage: Eukaryota; Metazoa; Chordata; Actinopteri; Cyprinodontiformes; Poeciliidae. The annotation marks the transcript as partial.